AUGGCGUCAGCAGCCACCUUCCUCCUGAUCAUCGCUGCAGCCGCAUGGAUAUCGUUAACCGACGCCGCUCCCUCUCCGUCGUCGUCAUUCGUCCCACCGCCGCCAUGCGCACCACCGCAAUCGGCCGUGGCGUUUCUCCGCGCGCGCUGUGCCAGCACGCUGUACGGCGUGGCCUGCUACGAGUCUCUCCUCCCGUACGCGUGCAUAUUCCAGACCAGCCACGUCAAGCUCGCCCGCGCCGCCGGCGACGUCAACGUGGCCUGGCUCCGCUCGAUCUCCAAGCGCGUCAAGGAGCUCGUCGCCCGCGGUGCUGCUGGUGGCACCGCCGGGCCCGAGUCAGCUGUGCUCCGCGACUGUGCCAGCACAGUGUCAUCUGCCGGCGGCCUGGCCAAGCAGUCGGCGGCCGAGCUGGCCAAGCUCGACGCCACAGGAGCCACCGUCGGGAGAAGUCAAGUCCGGUGGGCGAUUUCCAACGCCCAAACGUGGCUCAGCGCGUCCAUGACGAACGAGGCGACAUGCGCCGACGGGCUCGCGGCUACAGGCGCUGCAGCGUCGUCGCCGGUGGCCAGGGAGGUAGUGAUGGCAGUUGUGAGAGCCAAGGAGCUCACGAGCAUCGCUCUCGCACUCGUUCAUGGGAUACCGGUUCCUCCGUGA
Miscanthus lutarioriparius is the source of this 654-nucleotide messenger RNA. The record is from the annotation of a GenBank genome assembly. NCBI's taxonomy places the organism in Eukaryota, Viridiplantae, Streptophyta, Magnoliopsida, Poales, Poaceae.